Messenger RNA from Wasmannia auropunctata (little fire ant), 718 nucleotides. RefSeq lists its product as uncharacterized. The record is from RefSeq and is a predicted model, not a curated record. The transcript is spliced from 2 exons. Bases 243 to 569 code for a protein of 108 amino acids. NCBI's taxonomy places the organism in Eukaryota, Metazoa, Arthropoda, Insecta, Hymenoptera, Formicidae.
GCACAGUGAAUCAACUGUCAUGAAAAAAUAUAUAUUUAACAUAGUAAUUCAUUACUUGCUCGCAUCAAAAUGUUGAUUUUUUUUUAAUCGUUACAUUUGCUUUGAUUCGCGAUGAAUAUAAUGAUUCAUUUCAAUUCUAAGAAAAUGAAUUUGAUUAAGUAUUAAUCUUAAUUUCUUUUAUCAAUAAAACAAUACACUUGUAUGAUAUUUAUCAUAUCGCAAAUCAUGCCUACAUUUGAGCAAUGCACAGUAUAAAAUUUCUUAUCGCGUAUUGGGCUUGCGUCAGUAGAAAAGUUACACCCGAAUCGAAUUUUUUGUUACGGAACAAAAUUUAUGAGACAAUCAGUGAAAUGUCGCAUAAAUAUAUCGUCUUGAUGAUUGUGAUGAUCACAUCGGUAGCUUUAAUUCAAGGAGCAUCAAUUGCGUCAUUGCUCAAAUGUGCACACGGUUUUACCUAUAAUGAUGGAUGUAAUUCAUGUUCCUGUGAUCUAACCAUUCCUAAUUGGUCUUGCACAGAAAGAUGGUGUGGUGACAUUACCCUUAAGCCACCACCGUGUCUGUGUAAAUAAAAAUACUUUCGCUUCAAUACAGUGCGAUGUAAUUGUUCGCACUGACGAAUUUGCUAAAAUUUUGCGUUUCAAUCUCUCCAUCGAUAAGCUUCAUUGUAAUACAAGUUGUCAAAUAAUUAAAAAGAAAUACAUGGGUAAAUUUCUUUUCA